UUGACACAAGAAAGAUCGACUCGGAAACAUGGCAGAAAUAGCACCAGCGCCAAUCAGAACCUCGGUAAACUCGGCAAACUCGGCUAACAUUCCGAUGAAGAAGUCCACUUCUCGGAUCAAGAAGGAUGGACCCAGCAUCUCCAAACUCAUCGUGAACGCAGUGGCCGACUCCAAUGAACGUAAAGGGGUUUCUCUGGCGGCCCUCAAGAAACUCCUGGCCAGGAAUGGCGUCGAUGUGACCAAGUCCAACAAGCGCAUCAACAGCACUAUUACCAAGCUAGUGACAAGUGGAAGCCUGAGCCGGACUAGAGGGACUGGAGCAUCCGGGUCCUUCAAGAUACCUAAAGAUAAGGAUAAGGCUAAGAAGAAGCCCAAAACCGCAAAACAAGCGAAAAAGGCAACUCCGAAGAAGAAGGCUCCCGCCAAGGCAAAGAGACCAGCCUCCAAGAAGUCACCGAAAAAGUCACCGGCGAAGAAACCAGCCAGGAAGUCUCCGAAGAAGGGACCGGCAAGGAAACCAGCCAAAAGGGUAAAAGGGAGCCCUAAAAGGAGCACCAAAAAGAGCCCCAAAAAGAGUCCCAAAAAGGCCACAGCUAGGAGGCCGAAGCCGGCUAAGAGACCGGCAGCUAAAAAAGGCCCGGCAAAAAAGCGCCCAACUAAAAGGGCCAGGAGGAGCUACUGGUAAACACCUGCUUCACUCACUGCGCAAAGCACCAAAGGCUCUUUUAAGAGCCAC
Molecule: messenger RNA, 736 nt
Organism: Gambusia affinis (western mosquitofish)
Lineage: Eukaryota; Metazoa; Chordata; Actinopteri; Cyprinodontiformes; Poeciliidae
Product: histone H1-like
Exons: 1
Coding region: 29-685 (218 amino acids)
Biological process (GO): nucleosome assembly
Cellular component (GO): nucleosome
Molecular function (GO): DNA binding; structural constituent of chromatin
Source: RefSeq, a predicted model, not a curated record